AUGCGAUUUGUGAGAGGUAGAAGCAAUUCUGAAUUUGAAUUGAAGUGCUUCAAAACGAUAAAGCCAUUUGUUAUUAAAUUCAUUCUAGCUGAAAGUAUAAUAGUGAUUGGUGAAAUAAAAGAAAGAUUAUAUAUAUCAGAACCAAAUCAAAUUUACGCAAUAGAAUGUGGUAAUUACGAAAUAACGCGAUACUUGUCGAUGAAAUUAUUGAAAAUUUCAUCAUUUUCACUAUCGAAAACGUUCAAUGUGGCCAAUACUGCGCAUUUCUUGCAAAAGCAAAUAUCUGCAUUAAAUAAUAAUAUUAAUUGUGUUAUCUGUCGACUGUGUACUAGUCUUGCGACAGACUACUGGAUAGCAACGAUCUACUGGAUUCAGAAUAUAUUUAGACACCUGCAGUCGAUGGCAGCAUUGCAAUCGGAUUGUGCAUUAGCUCGAGAUAUGAAGGAAGAACUCGAGAUGUUCCAUCUUAAAGUCUUCGCAUUUAAAUAUCGUCUUGCUGCCAUUUGCGAUGUCGCUUUUCCUUCUCCCUCUGAUGUUUUAAGUAAAAUUUCUGUGGAAACACUACGAAAUUUAGGAACAUUUGGAUCGGUGGCGAUUUGCUCACUUCACUUAUAUUUUAUAUCGAAAUAUCAAUUUAAAAUGUUUGUUUUAUAA
Molecule: messenger RNA, 654 nt
Organism: Dracunculus medinensis (Guinea worm)
Lineage: Eukaryota; Metazoa; Nematoda; Chromadorea; Rhabditida; Dracunculidae
Source: the annotation of a GenBank genome assembly